Bombyx mori (domestic silkworm) is the source of this 902-nucleotide messenger RNA. RefSeq lists its product as uncharacterized. The record is from RefSeq and is a predicted model, not a curated record. Bases 170 to 805 code for a protein of 211 amino acids. The transcript is spliced from 4 exons. Lineage: Eukaryota; Metazoa; Arthropoda; Insecta; Lepidoptera; Bombycidae.
AUUAAGUGUCUUCAAAAUUAAAAUACGUUUGUCUAUACUUCUGACACGAUAGCAGAAUAUUCAGGAAAACGAAAACAAUUUACAAAAUUGUGCGUGAAAAAUCUAACACUUAACAAUAUAAUAUAUUCAGUACAAAAAAUUUCAAAGACUUGAAUUAAACAAACUUGUAAUGGGCAAAAAAGAGGGCAGCAUGCAGCGUAAGCCCUACGAGGAGAUCGGAGCAAUUUUCAACGGGAAUGAGGUUAAAAUUCGGGUACCGAAGACCACAUCGAAACCACCGAAAUUAACACCAUCACAGUUGAAACUUCAGCAACAAUGCACGUGCGAUGAUGAGGGCUCUAUUUGCUCGGAGACCUGUGGCUUAUCCGGGGAAGAAGAUAACGGACCGGCGAACAAACUUAACUUUCAGAUACCAGACGACAUUUGUGAGGCGCUCACUAACAGGACAGCCUUGAAUUCCGAACUCACGUAUAGUAAAAAGGAAGCUCACGAAACUCUGUGCAACGUCUGCAAUGUAACUCCUAAGGACGCCCCAAAAGGAGUACAGGCUCAAAAAGUUUUGCAUCCUGACAAGGACGUGUUUGUACUUAAAAUAGGCAAGCAAACUGAUGAACCGAAUCGCACUGGAAAUAUAGAGGUGGAAUUGAUUACACCGCGCGCUCCGGCAAAAAUGAAACCAGCUACGCAUUGCUGCAAGCUUAUCCAAUGUGAAGAAGAGGACAUUCCGUGUUGUGUACCUUGCAGAACAUGCCGCGCUGUAGUCCCUAAGAGGAAAAAGGCUAGACGGAUAAAAUGCUGCCCUUAAAUAUUUGUAGAAAUCAAACAACUACAGCCUAAAUUGUGACAGAGUAUAUAGCUGUUGUAUCGUCGACGCAAAACUGUUAAAUAUAGUUCUUUUGAAA